This is a messenger RNA of Linum tenue, 1299 nucleotides long. The record is from the annotation of a GenBank genome assembly. NCBI's taxonomy places the organism in Eukaryota, Viridiplantae, Streptophyta, Magnoliopsida, Malpighiales, Linaceae.
AUGUCACCACCACCACCACUACUUCUCUUCCUCCUCCUCUGCUCCCUCUCUGCCACCGCCUCCGCCGCCGGCAAAUCCACUGCCGUCGCUCCAGCUGCCACCCCACCAUCUUCCCCGGUCACCAUCCCAGCUCCGUCCACUUCAUCUCACUCCACGCUAGACCCAAAGCAACUCCGAGCCCUGCAGUCACUCAGCAUCCCAACGGCCAAAGACCCCUGCGCCCAAAACAACGCCGCCACAACCUGCGACGCCGCCGCCCCAUUCCGCCACGUCGUCUCCCUCCACCUCUCCAACUGCUCCGACGACGUCUCCCUCUCCUUCACCGCGCUCGAGUCCCUCUCCACCACCCUCCAAUCCCUCUCCUUCACCAACUGCCCCAUUUCCCCAAUCCGCUUCCCUUCAGAUCUCGCCCUCAACCUCCGCUCCUUCUCUUGUGCGCAUUCUCUCAAACACCUUGCGGGCGUCUGGCUCUCCCGCUUCGCCAACCUCACCGAUCUCACCGUCACCGACGUCCCCGUCAACGCCAGCGGGCUCUACGUCGUUAUCGGGAAUAUGCACAAGCUCCGGACGGUCACCAUCACGAAUGCGAAUCUCACGGGGUCGAUUCCGAAGCAUUGGGUCGAGAAUCUCACCCAUGUGGAUCUGUCGAGGAACGGGCUUAAAGGGAAGAUACCCAGUUCAAUUGCAGUACUCGAGAAUCUAGAAAGCCUCAAUCUUUCCUCCAACGCGCUCGCCGGGGAGCUGCCGGCGAACUUCGGGGAUUUGACUUCGCUGAAGAAUGUGUCUCUUGCGUCUAAUUCGUUGUCCGGGUCGAUCCCGGAUUCGAUUUCGGCUAUACCAGGGUUGGAGCAUCUCGAUCUGAGUUCGAAUCAGUUCAAUGGCACCAUCCCCAAGUUCUUCACCGAGAUGAAGCAUCUCAAGCAUUUGAAUCUCGCCAACAAUGCCUUCCGUGGCGUUUUGCCGUUCAAUGCCUCGUUUCUCGAGAGAUUGGAAGUUUUCAAAAUUAAGGGUAAUGACAAUUUGUGCUACAACCACACGAGCUUGUCGUCCAAGUUGAAGCUAGGGAUUGCUCAGUGCGACAAGCACGGACCCAUGUCGCCGCCACCGUCGAAAGAUUUGACUUCAGGGGAUAACGGCGAUUCGUCGGAUUACGACGAUGGAAACGACAGCGGCGGAUCGAGCAGCAAGAAAGAGGGACACCAUGGGCCGAAUAAGGUUUUUCUGGGGCUUGUGAUUGCCCUCUCUUCCAUUGUGUUCCUCAUUGUUUUCCUUAUUCUUAUAGCGAAGAGAUGCACCUGA